AGGCUGCUGGAGUUAUAACUGCCUGAAAAAGCAGAGGAAGCUCAGAUCAGAUCUGCUGGACUAAACCUGCUGGACUAGUUUAUUUGUGGCUGCUGGUUCUCUGUGGAUAAUGGCUCUAAAUGGUAAGGUAGCUGUCGUGACCGGUGCUGCCCAGGGCUUGGGGAAGGGGUUCGUGGAGAUUCUUCUGCAGAAUGGAGCUAAUGUGGCCCUGUUGGAUCUGAACGAGAAGGCUGGCAAAGAUCUGGAGGAGAACCUGAACAAAGCGUAUGGAGCAGAUAGAGCUCAUUUCUAUACUGCAGAUGUUUCCUCAGAGCAGCAGUUCAAAGAUGCUUUUCAGAAAGUCCUCACAAAGUUUGGACGGGUGGAUAUAUUCUGCAACAAUGCUGGAAUCGUCAAUGAGAAGAACUGGGAGAAAACAGUCUCUAUAAACUUAUGUGCAGUAGUUAGGGGGACAUAUCUGGCUUUGGAACACAUGAAGAAGGAGAACGGUGGACAGGGUGGGGUCAUCGUUAAUGUUGCAUCCCUUGCAGGUUUGGGUCCACUGCCCUCAGCUCCGAUCUACACUGCCACCAAGCACGGUGUUGUAGGCUUCUCCCGAGCUUUAUCUAUGGCGUCGCAGUUGGCGAAUUACGGGGUCCGGAUCAAUGUCCUCUGCCCCACCUUCGUACGGACCGCCCUGAUCGACACCUUCCACUCAGAAGAGCUGACCGGACAGUUCUUCAACCUGAAGACAGUGACUGAGUCUCUACUGGACAAACAUCCCCUGGUGGAGGUGGAAGAUGUGGCGAAAGGUUUCCUGCUGUUGGUGAAGGAUGAGAGUCUGAAUGGAGCAGUUCUAGCUGUGCGGAGCACUGGAACCGGCAUCGUCUCAUUUCCUACAGAAAUUCCCAAAACUCCUGUCUCUCUCUAACCCCGCCCACUCGCUCUCUAUCCCCGCCCCCUCCUCAUUUAGCCUUUACCCCUCACCCUCCUAAAGGCUCUGUCUAUAUACUCUAUAUAUCUUUAUCUCUCAUUAUAUGCUCUUAGUAUAGCACUCUUCCUUUGUGCUGAUUGGAGGAAGGCCAUGAUGGUGCUGUUCAGUGUUUUUCGCUAGCACUUAUGCUGUAAUAAAUAAACUACAGAUUAUACUGAUACAUAUUCAGAGUGUUCUGGUCUUAGAAUCACAAGGCUUUAAGUGUGUGUGUAAGGCUAUAGAUAUACUUGUUAAUUGGCCAUGCUUUCCGCUAAGCCUCAAGAUGCAUUCAUGUAGAUGAUGUAUCUGUUCAUAUAAUUGCCUAUGUGCUAUGCGUGUUACUGGAGGCUUCCACUAGAGGGCAGCUCAGAUGAAUGAUGACUGCUGGUUAAAACACCUUAUCGGUUCUGUCCCAAGUCCGUUUCUUGGGCAUAUUUAAUUAUGCGUGGGCCAAACGGUCUCAGAUUUGUUUCUAUUUCAAUUUACACGUUCCCACAUUGAGUUUUAAAACGAUGCCAAUCUCUUGGGUUCUGUGUCUAAGCUGCAUUUGUCUAUGGAAAUAAAUGUGAAAAAUAAAUAUUACUUAAUUAC
Astyanax mexicanus (Mexican tetra) is the source of this 1543-nucleotide messenger RNA. RefSeq names its product SDR family oxidoreductase. The transcript has 8 exons. NCBI's taxonomy places the organism in Eukaryota, Metazoa, Chordata, Actinopteri, Characiformes, Acestrorhamphidae. Gene Ontology annotation, molecular function: oxidoreductase activity, acting on the CH-OH group of donors, NAD or NADP as acceptor. The coding region runs from base 110 to 910 and encodes 266 amino acids. Gene Ontology annotation, cellular component: cytoplasm. The record is from RefSeq and is a predicted model, not a curated record.